GUUUAUCCCUCUUUUUGGUUCAUUAAACCCUAACUUCAGCUGCCGUUGCCACCAACGUCAGCCAUUGUUGCCGCGUUUCAGGUUUUGCGAUCUCCUCCUCCAAUGGCGACUAUACCAGUGAAUCCGAAGCCUUUCUUGAACAAUUUGACUGGAAAACCAGUUAUUGUUAAAUUGAAGUGGGGAAUGGAAUACAAAGGUUAUCUUGUUUCAGUUGAUUCCUAUAUGAAUUUGCAGCUUGCCAACACUGAAGAAUACAUUGAGGGACAAUUUACCGGAAAUUUGGGAGAAAUUUUAAUCAGAUGUAACAAUGUUCUCUACCUUCGUGGUGUGCCUGAGGAUGAGGAAAUUGAUGAUGCUGCAGAAGACUAGAAUGAUAAAAUUAUCUCAUUGUUAUAACAUAAUUAGAGACCUCUUAAAUUCAGGUUGUGUAUUUAUGUGUAGAGAUUUGGAUCAAUAUAGGUUGCCUAUGUUCUGCUUGUUUAGACCUCUUGAUUUCUACUGUUUUGAAUUUGAUUUUUCCUAGUUUGAAAAAGUUGAAGUAGUGGUCUGAUCUGGUCUGGUGCUGCUAUGCUUUCUUCUUGAAUGUUGCUGCAUAGUUGGAUAGUCGUGUUCUCUAUUGGAAAGUGAGGUCUUUCUUAUAAAUGUUCAGGCUUGUAUAUUGGGUUAAAGUUUUGUGUGAUGAUAAGUGAUAACCCAUAUUCCAUUGACAA
Molecule: messenger RNA, 710 nt
Organism: Arachis duranensis
Lineage: Eukaryota; Viridiplantae; Streptophyta; Magnoliopsida; Fabales; Fabaceae
Product: probable small nuclear ribonucleoprotein F
Exons: 5
Coding region: 103-369 (88 amino acids)
Biological process (GO): mRNA splicing, via spliceosome; spliceosomal snRNP assembly
Cellular component (GO): catalytic step 2 spliceosome; U1 snRNP
Molecular function (GO): RNA binding
Source: RefSeq, a predicted model, not a curated record